AUGAAAUUAGACAACUUUUCUCUCGAAAUACUUGUAAAUGACAAACCACUUCCAGAGUUUAAUGAAAGAGUGUCAGACGAUAAUGUUAUAACUACAGGACCAUCAUAUACUCGUAAAAAAAUAGACUCUCCAGAGGAGCCAAGUUCUCUUACACACUACGCAGCAGUUCAAGAAUUUGGCACAAGAUAUGCUGUAAGAUUUUCCGUAACAUCAUCUUGUUGUAUCACUGAAAGUCCAAUGAAAGUUUAUGUGUAUGUUGACGGUAAAUUCGAUCAUACUUACACGGAACUUAAUCCAACCAAAUUGAGCGAGACAAGAACAUGUUUUUGGAGUAAAAACCGAGAUAAAAUGUACUAUUUUAAAUUUGACCCGACGAUUUGGAGUGAAGAAAAAAAUGAAAUAAACGAUGAUGAUUCUAAUCAAAAACGGGGAGGAUCUGGCGCAAUUUCAGCGUAUUUUUAUCAAGCAAAACGUGUGCCAAGAAACGGAACAGGACCUCCAGAUUACAAUGUUGAGUCUGCCAUUAUUCCGGAAAAUAAAGAUACUAGGUCAAUAAAAUUGGCUACGCAAUAUGACGUAGUUCAAGUACCCAAUCCAACAAUUCCAAGAUCUAAUACAUAUUUACAAGAAAAAGGAAAUCCUUUGGCAGUGCUUCAUCUUCAUUACCGUGCGGCCGAUUUGUUGAGAGUACGAGGACAUGAUGUUCCAUAUUCCCAUCCUGCUAAUCAUAUUAAUAAUACGGGUCUUGAACAUAAUGGAGUUAAACGAGAAAGAAAGAUUAAAGAAACACCAGACGAUGAAGUCAUCAUUCUUAGUGAUAGAAAACGACACAAGAAGGAUGAAGUUAUUGUUAUUAGCUCGGAUGACGAUGAAGAUUAA
This is a messenger RNA of Dentiscutata erythropus, 879 nucleotides long. Lineage: Eukaryota; Fungi; Glomeromycota; Glomeromycetes; Diversisporales; Gigasporaceae. The record is from the annotation of a GenBank genome assembly.